Molecule: messenger RNA, 333 nt
Organism: Aureococcus anophagefferens
Lineage: Eukaryota; Pelagophyceae; Pelagomonadales; Pelagomonadaceae
Exons: 1
Source: RefSeq, a predicted model, not a curated record
GGACUGGGAGCCGGGAUCGGCGCAGCAGUUGGUGCCGGAGACGGAUUCCAUGGUGCCGCCGUUGGCAUAGGAAGAGGCCUCAGGGAUGGGAACGUAGUCGGCGCCGGCGCCGGCGACAGCGUCGGUCUUGGCGCGGGAGCGUUGGUUGGGAUCCCGGGUGCCACCACCGGCGACGGUGUCGGCCCAGCAAUGGGGGUAGUCGUCGGAUCUCCGGGCGCGACCACCGGUGACGGUGUCGGCCUCAGCACAGGAGCGGCCGUCGGAUUUCCCGGUGCGACCACCGGCGACGGGGUUGGCCUCAGCACUGGAGCGGCCGUCGGGUUUCCCGGCGCG